Messenger RNA from Nematostella vectensis (starlet sea anemone), 5395 nucleotides. Its product is annotated as pneumococcal serine-rich repeat protein. Bases 725 to 2521 code for a protein of 598 amino acids. Lineage: Eukaryota; Metazoa; Cnidaria; Anthozoa; Actiniaria; Edwardsiidae. The transcript has 5 exons. The record is from RefSeq and is a predicted model, not a curated record.
CUCAAAUAUUGAUUAAUAUGAUAGAGCUGACGUAGGGGAGUUUCCUACAAAAACAUCUUUGCAGACGAGACUACAAUGCUAACUCUAUGUUUCCGCUAAGGACAACAAAUAACUAAAACUAGCUUCGUAAGAUGUGGAUACACCGUGACAAUCCAUCAGAUCAGAAACCUAUAACUUGCUAAUAGGUUUCGAAUCUGAUGUAACAACGAUUCAUGAAAUGUGCGCGACACUCAUAAAAAAUCAUUCUCCCGCAAUUGGUUCGGGAUUUCCCGCCCAAACAGCUCCGGUUCCUGGAUAAUCGACCAUGAAGCAGACAAUGGUUGCUUGUUAGAUUUUAUCUUAAUUUCAAAUUUCUACGCUGAAAGGGUAGGUUGAUCAAUAUGUGGAAUAAAAGUGUCGUGGACAAAACUCACUGCAUGUUGACAUGUAAUGGCGCUAACAAUUUGCAUUCUAUGUUUAACGUUCUCGGCAGUUUUUGCGAGGUAUCCGCUGACCACUCGCCGUGGGAAAAAAUAAUUCUAGAAUAAUCACUUAGUGACGUCACUAUACAAUUAAGUGAUUAUCAUGCCCCAGGUCUGCUUAGUUUAGCAUUCUUAUCCUAGCGGACAUGUAAUGUGCUAAGCUUUAUUCGUGAGUAUAAUUGUUGCUAACAAGGAUAUUUGAUUCGGGGUUUGUAAGAAAAGAGCUAAAGAAAGAAAAGUUACUGUACUAAAGGUGCGCGCGCAUGGCGCGACUUCCCGAGAGGGUGCGCAUUGCGCGCCAACGUCGCCGAGAGAAGAGGCGACCACAAGGCACACUCGCGCACGCGUGGUUCACUCUCGUGAGCCUGUUCAGAUAUUGUGUGUGGACCGGGGGAACUAGAGACGUCGCCUCAGACGACGAUGAGUAUCUACCUGGCAGAAGUCACGCGCCUUGCACGGGUCUACAGGAUACAUUACAGGAUCUGCAGUUAGCAUCGACAUCAGAGAGGGUCGUUGUACCUCCUACGCCCGCCAGUUUUUAUAAAAAAGGAAAACCAGUGAAUCCCAGGAAGGAUAGAAUAAGUCAGACGUCGGGCUUCGAGGAGGGGAAAGCUAAAGACAACCAUAAUCCUCCUAGGCCCACAAGUAUUCAUGGGAAAGGAAAAGAAUCUAAUGCCGGGAUAGGAUGGAUAGGUGUCUCGGGGUGCGAGGCGGUCCAAGCUAAAGACUACCCAGAACUGCCGACGCCCAAGAGCAUUUAUGGCAAAGGGAAAGCAGCGACUGUUACGAAGAACAGGGCAAGUGAAGUCACAGCGGUCAGAACUGAUAAUCCACCAGAACUUCCUACACCCGCAAGUAUUUAUGGAAAAGGAAAAAGGACAAAAGUAUCGGAUACCCAAGAAACAAAACCCAAAACAACACAACUGAGUUCAGGUAUGACCCAAAGAGAUAAAAUUUGCUCGGCGGUCGAAGAAGCCAACUCGAAGUCAUCUCCAAAUCAUUCGCCUAUCGCUACCUCUUCCUUGACAAAUAACUUGUUGAAACAAGAUGGCUGUCAGAAUAACAAACAACAGAAAUUCUCAGCAUCGGGCAGCGCGACAAAUUCAUCUACAACUGCUAUUAAACCAAACAACACUACCGCCAUUACUGACAAUGAAACAUCCGCUGCCAUCAACACCAUCACUGUCAAGACAGUCGGAGACACAGAUACGGGCAGAAUCAUCACGAUUCCCACUACUCCAAUUGCUUCUAACGCCAUCACCACCGUGCAAAGCAAAUCUCCCACUUGGACGUCUAACGCUUGUACAAACACCACCGGUUUAAUCGCGGUAAGAACAGCUGCCACAACUAUUCCUGCGAGUGCAACUGUUUCCAGUAUCUCCACCACCGCAAGCGCAUCCACCGCACCAACGAACCCUAGCUUUGCCACCACCACCGUCACUGCAACAUCUAUCUGUGCAUCUACUCCAGUCACCCAGAUCACCCCAGCACCGUCAAAGUCGCUUGCAAGCGUGUCAACUUUGUCUACAGUUGGCUCCGCCAAAAUCAAUAAUCACAGCUCGAGCACCAGCGCAAGCAAGCCGAAGAAGACCCGGAAGAACUGGAUCACUGGACGUUGGGAGGAGGAUAAUACUACCUUCGCCGAGGCCUGGUUGGAUGAGAACGGUCAGUACAAGACUAAUCCGAUGCUUGGCAUUGAAUAUUUCUUCCUUGUGGAUGUGCUGAAUAUCGGGAUAAAACCGCGACUCGCACAAGGGAACAUGAUGAAAAUGCUGCCUUCAGCCAGACCCGCACCGGAUGCAGCAAGCUCGACAUCGGACCAUUCAAAAUCUAGCGCCGAGGCUGUGCUUAAGUCAUCAGCUUCGAGUACGAGUAAAGAUGAUCCUACUCCUGCGAAGUCCAGCCCAGAACCAGAAGCGCUGGCAUCUUCGUCAAACAAAAGCGUCUUUGCAUUCUUGAAGAAGCUUCGACCAUCGAGCUUGAAGCACCGAAAGGUCACGCCAAUAUGCGAGCUGCACGUGAGGCCGUCCUCAGCAAGCGGCCGACUGGAGGGCCAUUAGGGGUUCUCCGAACAGGCCACCGUCCGGGCCAGAUGCUCCUUCCUGUAGGUUUUUCGGCAGCCAAAGGCUUAAGCCUUUAGAGCGGUGAUAAUAAAGCAGUGUUUCACCAUCUCAUGGGAGGAAAGGAUGCCGAAUAAUCUACCAAAUAAUUACCUAAUAACCUUCUCAAAGAAUAGAUAUUUACUUCAGGUUCAUUUUAUUCAUUUUCCUAAUAACGUACAUUGGAAUUCCUUCUUAUAUAGACUGGCAUUGUAUUUGAAUUUCUAGUCUUUUGCUCUAAGUCUUUCGCAUUUUCAGUUCUCAAGCAGGCUUUCAAGAAGAGAUCGAGGAAAUCGUCACUGAAGUCGCAGGCGUAGUGCUCACACAAAGGCAAAAGCUGAUAUGAUUUAAGAAGGAUGGAGGGGAAGCGGUAGUAUAGAGGUAUGCAUUCAAAAUGACCAACCAAUCCUCUCAAACAGGACCAAAAAUAAAAAUAUUAUUUGACAAGAUACUAAACGAAUCACCCAUCAGAUUCUUAAUCUUCUUUCUGUUUGCAAAUGUUUUAUGACUUCGCGACCAUAUUUUAUUAAGAACUUUAAUACCACUUUCGGUUUGCAAAUGUUUUACGACUUCGCGACCAUAUUUUAUUAAGAACUCUAAUACCACUUUCGGCAGAUAUCUGAUCGCUUCUUCUAUUUUCUAAGACGAUAUAUUGAUGACCCGAUUAACACAAUGUCAAUUUUCAGACCGCAGUAAGCCCGAUUCCUUUCAAAGAUAGGGCUUUGAAUUUAUUCACCUAAAAGAAGAUUUCUUGCUCUACGAGGUGCGAUCACAGUUUGCCUCGAUGUUUAUAUAGGCUGACCUUGUCAUUGUACAAAUCAUAAGCGUGUCAGCCGGGGUCAGCCUCUAGAAUUUUCGACUCGAGACUGCAUCUCGAAUGAAUACAUGCUUGAAUAGUGCAAAUAUCCCCAGUGCCCUUAGGAAUUGGGUGGCGUAUGGCGUCUUCAAUCAGCAAUUGGCAAGGGUUGAUGAUUAGUAAGUCAUAUGUCUAAUUUGGUUUGUAUGUUAUGCUUGGGUCAAAGCUGAAUUAUGAAUUAUACGGCAUGACUUAUACUAGAGUUCAUUAUUGUUAUAGAGGAUAAAGUUUGCUUAUGGAUGUUAAACGUGUUCCCGUGGUUCAGGUAGCGUGUAGUUCUGGCAGGUGGGCCGGGUUCUACUAGUGAUUGGACGUGGCGAAUGUGUGUUUGCUUUUUUGUAGACUCUAUCAAGUGUUGUUAAUGGUCUACUGUAAAACUGCGAGAAAAAGCCGAAAUUAAAAGCUAUUACAAUUCUUGGGUUCUGUCACAUGAAUGGUAAAAAAAAGAUAAACGAGUUCGCGUAUAUUUCCUUCCCUCUUGAUUUUAGCCAUAUUGUAUAGGACAUUAUUUCUAUGAGGUCGGUGAGAAUUGUUUUUUUGUCGUUUUUUUUUUUAUUUUAUUUCUUUUUUAUUUUUGCGCUUGUGCCUGGUAGCGACUGCAAGUUUGUAAGUUUAAUGACGACACGCAAAGGAGUGGUGCCUACAUCCGGGAUACUUACAUCGUUGCACGCUGAGCUCUUGUCAAGUGUAUCUAGUGUGAGUCACGUGCUAGAGACACGUGACUGGUGCUCAGCGGGGCAGGGCGAGUCGGUAUGAGGUUAGUAGUUGUGUCGUGAGUUUAAGGUAAAUGAGGUAAGUUGGGCGUUGUUUUCUUACCAGCGCAGUAAAGCUUUGGAAGUGUCACUUAGUCAUUAAGUUAGAUAUGUAUUUAAGUUAAAGUCAUGUAAUUUAUAGUAUCCCUAGUUAAAUCUCAGGCAAAAAACGCAGAGAAGAAGACAUUUUGUUUUUAGAUAGACGACUUGAUGAGAAGUUUUUGCAAAAUAGAACAAAUGCUAUAAAUCCACAAAAGUAAGAAGAAAGAAGCUUCUGAGAAGAACUCGCGUCUUCAGGUUUCGGCAUUUUUUACAUUUUUACAUUGUGGAAAUGAAGCAUGUGGCGCAAAGGCGUUUGCCUGUUGUGUCCAUGUGGCUAUGGAAUGUGGAAGGAAGGAGAGGGAAAAGGAAGGACUUUCAAUAACGCCAAUUAGAAGUAAUUUAGGAAAAUCAUUGUGUCUUUGGUGAGAUGUGUUGACUUUGAUUAGAUGUGUGACUUUGAGGAGAUGUGUUGACUUUGAUGAGAUGUGUGACUUUGGUGAGAUGUGUUUCUUUGCGAGGUUGAUCUUUGUGUCUGUAUUUGUGUCCUGUAGGUGUUUUCGACAUAAGCCAAAGUUGAUUUUUAGGAGCAUUUCAAGAUAUAAAAACUUGAUUCUGGGCGGGUAAGGAUACAUUUUAGAUGGGGCAUUUUCUGGGGAAAUUUGUUUUGUUUAUAAUAAUUUAUUCCCUUGAAAAGUAUGAAAAGAGGUAGAGAAGUAAAGAUUACAGAAGUAAAGAACUGUGUUUGAUCUAUGAACACAAAAUUGCCUGUUGCUUUUAGACCAUGUUUGUGGUAAAAUGUGAUCGUCCUUGUAAAGAUUGUUCACCAUGAAAUAUGAAGAAAGGAAAAAAACUGGGAAAAACUGCCCUAAAACGCUAAAGAUGCACAUAUGGUCAUUUCAUUAGCAAACAUGAGCGAGAUAUUGAAUCUUUAUUUUGGUCCUGUUCUGAGGUAUUCGAAAUACACAACACUACCAGCCUUCCCUCCUCUAUUGCGCAUGCGUAUAACGGAAUGUGCGUCUGCGAACACUCAGUACAAAAUCCUCGUUCUCACUACGUCAUUUUGAUGUAUUGUGUCACUUUACAAUAGUUUCGAUGUAGUAAUUCAGGAUUGUAAAUAGGUGCUUUUUAAAACAUUGACACAUAAAUGGAACCCUGUUGUUAUAAUAAACUUGUGGAUGUCAUGUA